Messenger RNA from Solanum pennellii, 1290 nucleotides. RefSeq names its product B3 domain-containing transcription factor VRN1-like. The transcript is spliced from 4 exons. The record is from RefSeq and is a predicted model, not a curated record. Gene Ontology annotation, molecular function: DNA binding. The coding region runs from base 326 to 1150 and encodes 274 amino acids. NCBI's taxonomy places the organism in Eukaryota, Viridiplantae, Streptophyta, Magnoliopsida, Solanales, Solanaceae.
UGUGGUCCUGUCCCACCUUCCAAAUUUUGUUUCAGAAAAGGUAAGGCACUAUCGACUUCUUGUACAACUUUUUUUGGGAAAAUUUUCCAUCUUCAUACUCAUCUCGGUAAUUAAUUUUGCAUCUUAUCUGCAUUAUUCAGGUGACUUAAUAAGGAAACUCUGAAUUUUGAAUGUUUUCAAGAGGACAUUAUUGCGCUAGUAAAUUUUUCAAAAUGUUACUUCCUUUUUCGACGUAUGCUAAACGGAAAAGGCUAAAAAAUUACCCAAAAAAUAGCUCAUAAGUACACUCCAUCUUCCCAUCUUUUCAAAUCAAUUGAAUUGUGAUAUGAUGGAAAACUCGUUGUUGAAGAUAGACAAAAGAGCAAUUUUCUACAAGGUCUUUUGUCCCUCAAUCACUAAUGAACUGAGAAUCCCAGCCCAUUUUCUUAGGCAUAUAUCAGAAGAAUCACCUGAUAAAGCCACCCUCAAGUGUCUUUCUGGAGGCACUUGGAAUGUGAAACUACAGUGUGAUGAAGAUGGUUUGCUUAUACAAAAGGGUUGGAAGAAAUUUCAGAAAAAUAAUCAAUUAGAAAAUGGGGAAUAUCUCGUGUUUAGGUACGAUGGCGCUCUGCAAUUCACAAUAAGAAUUUUCAGCAAGAAUGGACUGGAGAGGCAAGUGAAGCCGACAAACAUACAAGCUUCAAUAGAUGGAGGCAGCAAGCGUAAAAGGCCAGAAAAAUUCCCUAAACAGACUUGUGCUAACGGUGAAAAUGAAACAGAACAUGAAACUCGAAGAAAAAGAGCUGCACUUGGGACAGAAGAGGACCUUCUCACUCCAAAUAUUCCUCAAUUUGUGAAAUGUUUGAAAGGCUACAAUGUGAAAAAGUCUUGUUUCUUGUAUGUUCCAAGAUCCUUCUGUGAACAAUUUUCGACAUCAGGCAAUAAGAGAGCAGCUGUCCUCCGUAAUUCAGAAGGAAAAGGGUGGAAAGUGAAUUGUACAACACAAAAUGGAUAUCAUGCUUUCUGUGGGGGAUGGAAACAGUUUGUGAGUGAUAACAAUCUUAAGGAAGGACAGGUCUGUGUUUUUCAGCUUGUCAAUGCAAAUGAACUAAAGGUUUCUGUUUUCAACGAUCCUUCGGAAUCUCUGUUGAAACUUGCUGCACAAAGAUGAUAAAUCUUAGUUUUGAACUGCUACGAUUUGAUGUCAUUAUGUUGGAAUCUGAACUCUGUAGCUGCUUAACAUAAACAACCUUGUUUUCAUUUUCCUUUUUCUGUAUUUGAGUAAUCAGAGAUGUUCCUUCAUUUGUUUUU